AUGCCACAUCUUUCAGUUUUGAAGCGGCAAGAUAACACAGAAAAUAUUGAAGAGCAUAUUGAGUUCUCUCAACUGACUUCUACUCUGGAAAAGAAGCAUGUGAAAGGCAACUUCAAAAGGAACUGGCAGAGACCAAAACUCCCCCACCCUGGAAUAGCCGAUCAUCCAAGCCAUUCUCACUACUCGGAUGAUGAGAUCAAGCAAUGUAAAAAUCUUCCUCAUGAAUCAACUCCACCUCCUUCCCCUCCUAAGGACUCAACUCCACCGCCAUCUCCUCCUAAGGAAUCACCUCUACCACCUUCGUUGCCACCCUCAUCUCCUUCCCCAAGUACUCCAUCUUCACCUCCUCCCACCCGCACGUGCAAGAACAAGUACUACCCCAGUUGCUAUGCUGUCCAACAUGUAUGCCCUACCUCUUGCCCUGCCACUUGUCAAGUUGAUUGUGUCUCUUGCAAACCCGUUUGUAAUUGUGACAAGCCUGGAGCAGUUUGUCAAGAUCCACAAUUUAUCGGUGGAGAUGGAAUUACCUUCUACCUCCAUGGCAAGAAGGACAGAGAUUUUUGUCUUGCUUCAGACCCUGAAUUCCACAUCAAUGCUCAUUUCAUAGGAAGGAUAAACGAGAACAUGAAGAGAGACUUUACUUGGGUAAAAUCCUUGGGUAUUCUUUAUGAUACUCACAAAAUCUCAGUUGUUGCACUAAAAACAACAACAUGGGAUGAUUCCAUCGAUCGCCUUGCUAUUCACUUCGACAGUGAACCAAUAUUUCUUCCUGAUAGUGAAGGUGCAAAGUGGCAGUCUGAAACUGUACCUGUGACCUCGAUUACAAGAAUCAGCAACACUAACGAGGCUGUCACCGAUAUUGAAAAUGUUCUCAUGAUCACAGCCAGGAUUGUGCCUAUUACAGAGCAAGAAUCACAAGUUCAUAACUACGGCAUAACGAAUGAUGACUGUUUUGCUCAUCUUGAACUUGGGUUCAGGUUUUUCUCUUUGAGUGAUGAAGUGAAUGGUGUUUUAGGCCAGACUUAUAGGAAGGACUACGUGAGCAGAGUAAAGAUGGGUAUCCUGAUGCCAGUAAUGGGAGGAGACAAAAAGUUUGCAGCUUCCAGACUCUUUGAUGCUGACUGUUCCGUGGCUAGGUUUCAAGCAAAUGGAGAACAAUCUGACAUUCAUAAGGCUCCGUUGAAUUUGGAGCUGCCAAGUUUGAACUGCAAUAGUGGGAUUUAUGGACGUGGAGUUUUCUGCAAGUGGUAGAAAUUAUUAUUUCACCUUUUGAGAUUAUUUCAUCAAAAUAAGAUUGUAAACCAAUAGAAUGGAGGUUCAUCAAUAAUAAUUGUCCUGAAUGCAAAAAUAAGAUUGGACCAAACAAAAAAGAAUAUUCCGAUACCAUCUCCUCAGUAUGAUAUUUUUUAUUUCAAUAGUGUGAUUGAAAACGUG
Messenger RNA from Lycium ferocissimum, 1434 nucleotides. RefSeq lists its product as uncharacterized. The transcript is spliced from 5 exons. NCBI's taxonomy places the organism in Eukaryota, Viridiplantae, Streptophyta, Magnoliopsida, Solanales, Solanaceae. The record is from RefSeq and is a predicted model, not a curated record. The coding region runs from base 1 to 1251 and encodes 416 amino acids.